Nothoprocta perdicaria is the source of this 3059-nucleotide messenger RNA. RefSeq names its product RAB11 family interacting protein 3 (gene RAB11FIP3). Gene Ontology annotation, biological process: endocytic recycling; regulation of cytokinesis. Lineage: Eukaryota; Metazoa; Chordata; Aves; Tinamiformes; Tinamidae. Gene Ontology annotation, cellular component: recycling endosome membrane; midbody; cleavage furrow. The coding region runs from base 102 to 1616 and encodes 504 amino acids. The record is from RefSeq and is a predicted model, not a curated record. The transcript has 13 exons.
UCCUUCCUGAACUUUGCCUCCCUCCUCCCUCCGUGGGACAGGCGGGAGCCUCUGGCUGGCAGCGCGGACGCGGCGCCGGGUUUCGCUCAGACCGGGAGGCCAUGUGUCCUCAGGCAAAUGAGGUGACCGACAGUGCUUACAUGGGCUCAGAGAGCACGUACAGCGAGUGUGAAACCUUCACGGAUGAAGACACCAGCACUCUAGUGCACCACGAGAUGCACGACGAGGUCGAAACGGACAGUGCCAUCGAUUCCACGGUGCAUUCGGAGUUCACGGACCCCAUCGAGGAGCCCGAGCAUGGGUCCCAUCCGCACGACCUCCCCCUGGGCCCCGACCUCAACCACUCCAUCGUUACGGUAAUCAGCGGAGAGGAGCACUUUGAGGAUUAUGGAGAAGGGAAUGAAGCGGAUUUGUUCUCGGACAGCUUGUGUAAUGGGGAAAGCAGCUUUAACAGCUCCUCUUUCCUCUCUCCCAGCACCAAUCCGCUCGCUGCGAAACUGCACAGCAUUAUCGCAGAUGAAGCUUUUGAGUUUUACUGUAGCCAGUGCCACAAACAAAUCAACCGCCUUGAGGAUCUUUCUGCUCGCCUGAAUGAUCUUGAAAUGAAUAGUCCAAAUAAAAGACUCUCAAGCAAGAAGGUAGCAAGACAGUUGCAUCAGACAGGCACGCUGUCCGUGGGGGUGAUGGAGGAGUCCUACCGGGAUACUCUGGAUUGCACAGAAGAGGACAUCACGGACAAGGUUGUUUUCUUGGAGAAGAGGGUGACUGAGCUGGAGAAGGACACGGCUGCCAACGGGGAGCAGCACAGCCGGCUGAAGCAGGAAAACCUGCAGCUUGUGCACAGAGCCAACGCUCUCGAGGAGCAGCUGAAGGAGCAGGAGCUGCGUGCUGACCAAACGCUCCUGGAGGAGAUCAAGAAGCAGAGGGAGCUGCUGAGCAAAAUGGAGAGAGAGAAGAGCAUCGAGAUUGAGAACCUGCAGGGCAGGCUGCAGCAACUGGAUGAUGAGAACGGCGAGCUGAGAUCCUGUGUCCCUUGUUUAAAAGCCAACAUCGAGAGACUCGAGGAGGAGAAGCAGAAGUUGCUGGAUGAGAUCGAAGACCUCACGGUUCAGCUCACGGAGGAGCAGGAGAGCAAGAGGAAGAUGGGGGACAAGCUGAAUCAGGAGCGGCACCAGUUUCAGAAGGAGAAGGAGUCUACGCAGGAGCUCAUCGAGGACCUCAGGAAGCAGCUCGAGCACCUGCAGCUCUUCAAGCUGGAAGCCGAGCAGCGCCGAGGCAGGAGCAGCAGCAUGGGACUCCAGGAGUACAACAGCAGGACCCGGGAGACCGAGCUGGAGCAGGAGAUCAAGCAGCUCAAGCAGGAUAACAGGAACCUGAAGGAGCAGAACGAUGAACUGAAUGGGCAGAUCAUUAACUUGAGCAUCCAGGGAGCCAAGAACCUCUUCUCAGCCUCCUUCUCGGAGUCCUUGGCUGCAGAGAUCAGCUCCGUCUCCAGAGACGAGCUCAUGGAAGCAAUUCAAAAGCAAGAGGAGAUCAACUUCCGCCUGCAGGAUUACAUCGACAGGAUCAUCGUGGCCAUCAUGGAGACAAACCCCUCCAUCCUGGAAGUGAAGUAAGGGCAGCCGGGAGCCGUGGGUCGCUCGCUCUUCGUUGGGUUUGGAUUUGGUGCUCUGAGAGGAAAAAGAGGACUCGAAAUGUCUUUGUUCCUGAUGAAGGCACAAGGAAGCAUCGCUUCGGAUUCAUGGGUCAAUAAUCCAGUGGACCAGGGAAAAAGAAAAACAGCAGCAACGCUUGGUUGUCUGCCUCUGUUAUUUUGGAACCCUCCUGCCUUUGGAGGGUGAAAGGGAACCUGGAGAAGAAACACGGGCAACGGACAGCAGAGGAAGGACCUGUAUUGGCCCCGCCACCAGGGAAGCUGGCAAGUGGCUGCGCACGGGAACUGUCCCCACCGUGAGGCUCCGCYGCGUGGGGUGUCCACGGGAGCUGCCCACGCCGGGGCUCUGAGCAGAGGGUUUCUCUGCGCCGUAGGAUAAAAGGAUGCGGAAGGAAGCCGUGGAGCCGACGUUUUCCCUUGCUGCCCCGUCCAGCCCAAGGGUCUGCUUUGCCAAAGUGUCCGUGACACACUCACUCCCCGGGGCAGACCUAGGAACGAGGGAAACAUGUCCUGGACUUGUAGAAUUUUUUUUUUAAUUAACUUAAUGCGAUUUUGUUCCUCCMGCUGGCACAGUUCGCGCUUGCCCCGCCGCCCGGCCUGGGAAGGGGUGCAGAGGGCAGGCUGCCUCCUCCCUCGCUCGCUGCCGGCAGGACGGAGCCGCCUUCUCUGGGACGGGGCCUCGGUGCAGUUUGCCACCUGCCUCCUUAUUUAUUUUCGCUCUCCGUGGCUCCCUGCAUUCCCGACUCCGCUGUGCAGAGCAGCCCUGCUCCCUGCAGCCCCUCGUGAGCUCCCAAGGCUCCAGGUGUUACACGAUGGGCCGGGGGCCGCGUGGAGCUUGCAGGGCAGGAGCCUGGGGGGCAGAUGUGCCCCCCUGCCCCAGCCCUAGUUACACCGGUGCUGUCUUUCCAGCCUGCAGGGACUGCAGGAGAGGCUGGGACUUUUUCAACUUGCACUGGAGGCUGGUCCUGGCCAGCUCUCCCCAUCCCACCGUGGCUGCUCCGGCCUGGCUCGGUGCCUGGUGUCCGAGGGAUGUUGGUGGCCACCGUGGCCACCCUGGGGCCAGUGUGGCCGGCAGGGCGCCCGCUCGGGGCAGGGCUCUGCUGGUGAUGGCUGCAGGCCUGGAGGGAGAGCCCGCUGCAGCCCCUCGCCGCUACCCCGGCCCCUGGAACCUCCUGCAUGGGAAUCUCCAUCCCAGCGGGGAGAGGAGGCGGCCACUGUACGGAGAAUAAAAGAAUUGCUCCCCAGGAACCAAAAGCCAUGUUUACAUGGGAGAGCUUUGGGCUUGUGGGCACAGGGAGCCCUGGCACAGGGUGCCUGCACGGAGCGAGGGAGCAGCCACUUAGGCACCUGCUUCCCUCUGCCUCCCAAGGGAAGCCAAGGGCCAUCAGCCUCCCGAGGGUCCGGC